AUGUCGCACAAUCAAGAACGCAAAGACGUGGGAACAAAUCGUGGUCUUAACGGCCUCAUACGCGAGACCUCGCGAACCGGGGCGGCCGAUUCAGGAUUUGGGGCAUCCCAACAGCCCGAUGACGAUAGCGAUACACAGAGUGUGGCAAGAAGCAUAGGAAAUCAGAGGAGCCCAUUGUCGGGCAAACGUCUGUUGGUCGCGUUCCCAACUCUCUGUGCUGCCUUGUUCGUGUCCUUCUUCGAUCAAACCAGUGUCUCAACAUGUAUACCUGCUAUAUCGGCGGAGCUUAAUACCGGAGAAGCAACUUCAUGGAUCGGAGCAUCUUUCCUGAUUUCUUCGACAGCAUUCCAGCUUAUCAACGGUAGGCUCUCGGACAUAUUCGGACGAAAGAACCUGCUUCUCGCGUGUCUGGCUUUGCUGGGCGUCGGGGACCUCCUAUGUGGAUUUGCAAGGAAUGCGACUGAACUUUUUGCCUUUCGAGCGGUGGCUGGAAUUGGUGGCGGAGGCGUCAACUCGAUUGUCAUGAUAAUUGUUAGCGACAUUACCACUUUGCAGAAUAGGGGCAAGUAUCAGGGUCAGUUUGCCCACAGUGCCCCAACUCGGCUACCUCCUUAUCAAUUAACAGGCAUCAUCGGCGCGGUGCUCGCGCUUGCGAAUGGGAUAGGGCCAUUCCUUGGUGGCGCCGUCAUCGAGAAGGCUACGUGGCGAUGGGUAUUCUGGAUGGUGCCCAUGUUGUCGAUUCCUGCCGCACUCGUCAUCUGGUUUGCCCUUCCGUUACGGUACGAAAAAGGAGAUUACGUUACAAAGGUCAAGAAGAUCGAUUUCGGUGGUAUUGUUCUCAGUCUGGCUGCAGUGCUACUUUUCCUUGUGAGUAUCCAGUUCGACUGGACAGUUGAAAUUCUUACCUUCUCCAAGAUCCCAUUAUCAGGUGGCGGUGUAAGUUACGCAUGGAACUCAGCUACCUUCAUUGCUAUGUUCACGAUUGGUGUUCUCGUAUGGGUUGGGUUCGUUCUAUAUGAAUGGAAAGUGGCCCGCAUUCCCAUUAUGCCCUUGAGGCUUUAUGUAGUUUUAGGCUACUCUGCGCUGAUAUCAGGUGCCCUAUUCCUGCCAGUCGUUAUGUUCACCUCUGCUGCUAGUAUUGGCUGUGGUCAGUACAUGGCACGAUACUUUCGAUACACGCCUUCAGUGGUUCUUGGAUUCGCGAUAUGGACACUUGCCAACGGAUUGACAUGCAUGUUCAACAGAAACACAGGUCUAGGUGCUCUCAUCCCCAUCCUUGCUUUGGAAGGGUGUGGUGUCGGGCUCACUCUGCAGCCGAUUUCGGGAGCAAUCCUCUCCAAUACCUUGAGUGAUCGACUAUCAGGCCUUCCGUUUAUCACAGGCGGCAUGCUGGCAAGCCUGACAUCGUCUACUUAUUCAUCGAGUAGCCUUGGUCUAACACCAACUCAGAAGGAUAUCGUGUUAGGAGUGUAUAUGGAGGGAUUACGGUACUCCUUCAUAUUCUACACGAUUUGCACGGCUAUCGGGAUGUUCCUCAGUCUCGGUAUUGGUAACACUCAUCUGGAUAAGGAGAAAACGGUAAAACGGCCAGAUGAGGAAAGCCAAUCAACAGCGACAGGGCUAGGAGAUGCUAUAGCAGAAAGAAACCAAGCGCAAGCAGACGAAAAGGGGGUUGCUCCAGAUGGGAUGCAGAACGGAGCCAGCCGCAUAAAUUGA
Messenger RNA from Neoarthrinium moseri, 1716 nucleotides. RefSeq lists its product as uncharacterized. Bases 1 to 1716 code for a protein of 571 amino acids. Gene Ontology annotation, molecular function: transmembrane transporter activity. NCBI's taxonomy places the organism in Eukaryota, Fungi, Ascomycota, Sordariomycetes, Amphisphaeriales, Apiosporaceae. The transcript is spliced from 4 exons. Gene Ontology annotation, biological process: transmembrane transport. The record is from RefSeq and is a predicted model, not a curated record.